UUAUACAUUAAUAGGUCUGUACAGUGGUAUGAACUAUACCAUCACAGUGAGAGCUGGUAAUGUACUAGGAGCAUCAAAUUCAAGCAUCAUAUCAGCUAAGACAUCAUUAUCAAUACCUGUAGGUGUACCCUCAUCUCUUCAUGUUAAUCCAAACACUAAUAGGAUUAUGUGGAAUGAGAUCAAUUGUUCUCAACUCAAUGGUAGAUUCGUUGAAUAUAAUGUACUCAUUGAAAAUAUAUAUCUCAAUGAGCUGGUGUUUGGUGCAGCAUACAACAUUAGUGUAGCUGCUGUCAAUCCUGUUGGAAGAGGUCCCUUUAGUGAUCCCAUUGUUGUAGAGAUUGGAGCUAGUAAUAUUUGUGAUGCAUCUAAUGAAGGUGGUGCUGCUAUCGGACUUGCAAUUACUGUAGCUUUAUUGAUCAUUCUAUUAGCUAUUAGUCUUGCUGUCCAUAUCUACUGUUUCAUAAGAUUAAUGUAUCCCACUAUUGUUGAAACAAAAACAAGUAAAUCCAUUGCCAAAGAUGAAAAUAAGUUAGUGCUUUUAAUAAUGCUGAUAUGUGACCAUAAUUGA
Amphimedon queenslandica is the source of this 568-nucleotide messenger RNA. RefSeq lists its product as uncharacterized. Gene Ontology annotation, molecular function: protein binding. Bases 29 to 568 code for a protein of 179 amino acids. The transcript is spliced from 4 exons. The record is from RefSeq and is a predicted model, not a curated record. Lineage: Eukaryota; Metazoa; Porifera; Demospongiae; Haplosclerida; Niphatidae.